Striga hermonthica is the source of this 780-nucleotide messenger RNA. Lineage: Eukaryota; Viridiplantae; Streptophyta; Magnoliopsida; Lamiales; Orobanchaceae. The record is from the annotation of a GenBank genome assembly.
AUGUCUGUUAUGAAAAAUUGGAACCACAAUCUGGAAGCUUUAGACUUGAGCUCCAAUGGCUUGAGGGGAAGCCUUCCCAGCUUGACUCAUUUCGAAAAAAUGACUUUGUUCAGUAUUCGUAACAAUUCUUUAGAGGGGCCGUUGCCUUUAACAUUGGGGCACAAACUCGUCACUGUUGAUCUGAGCUCUAACAGAUUUGAUGGCCCAAUCCCACAUAGCUUCUUAACUUCGGUCACCAUCACAAAUCUGAACUUGUCCGACAAUCAUUUGACUGGGCCAAUUCCUAUCCAGGACUCUCAUACGACUAAGCUAUUGCUUAUUCCUACUAUUCUACCUAUGAAGUCUCUCGACCUUUCGAAUAAUGCCUUAAAUGGCGAAUUACCAUCCAAUAUCGGCUUUGCAAAAGAGAUGAAGAAGAUUGGGUAUAUAAGGCAUCAGAAUAUAGUUCCUUUACGGGCGUAUUAUUGGGGGCCGAGAGAACAAGAGAGGCUUAUCUUGGCGGACUAUGUGUUGGGUGACAGCUUGGCCUUGCAUCUAUACGGUAAGUUCCCAUUAUCGUUCAACCAAAGACUGACUGUGGCCACCGACAUUGCUCGUUGCCUUCUGUUCCUUCACGACCGGGGCCUUCCCCAUGGGAACCUAAAGCCCACAAACAUAAUCCUGUGUGGCCCAAACUACACCGUUCAGCUCACAGACUACGGGCUUCACCGCCUGAUGACUCGUGCAGGAAUUGCCGAGCAGAUCUUGAAUCUUGGGGGCCCUCGGUUACCGGGUGCCUGA